Molecule: messenger RNA, 1512 nt
Organism: Penicillium mononematosum
Lineage: Eukaryota; Fungi; Ascomycota; Eurotiomycetes; Eurotiales; Aspergillaceae
Product: putative FAD-dependent oxygenase
Exons: 2
Coding region: 1-1512 (503 amino acids)
Molecular function (GO): oxidoreductase activity; FAD binding
Source: RefSeq, a predicted model, not a curated record
AUGUAUCAACUCAAGAUAGAGGCGAUCAUCGCCGUUGCGGCUUGGGCUCUUUCUGCGGCCUCUCUGAGUGUCCCUAGUGGUAUCGAGGGGGGCAUUUGCCCACGUGGCGAUGCUGAAUUCGAGGAAUUCGGGAAGAAGCUUUCGAGCUCUGCCAAGGUGUAUUAUCCGGGUUCGAGCGGGUUCGAGGAUGCCACUACGCGGUGGUCUGCUCUAGAAGAACCUACAGUGAACCUCGUCGUCGUGCCUGGCAACGAGAACGAUGUUGUUGAGACGGUUAAAUACGCCAACCAGAAGGAUCUGCCCUUCCUGACGUACAAUGGUGUCCACGGAGCCCUCACUUCGCUGGGUAAGAUGGACCAUGGCGUCGGAAUCUCUAUGAGCCAGUUGAGCAGCGUCCAAAUUGCCGAAGAUGGAAAUACAGCCACCAUGGGCGGAGGAACCAUGUCCAAGACGGUCACCGACGAGCUUUGGGCCGCAGGAAAGCAGACAGUUACUGGAACCUGUGAAUGUGUCAGUCUCGUAGGACCGGCGCUUGGCGGUGGACAUGGAUGGCUCCAGGGCCACCACGGACUUGUCUCUGACCAAUUUGUUUCGAUGAACGUUGUUCUUGCCGACGGUACCCUGACAACGAUUAACCAAGACUCCGACCUCUGGUGGGCAAUGAAGGGUGCUGGCCACAACUUCGGCAUUGUCACUUCUCUCACCAGCAAGAUCUAUGAUAUCGAGCACAGUGACUGGGCUAUCGAGACGCUUGCUUUCAGUGGCGAUAAGGUCGAGGCUGUCUACCAGGCUGCCAACGAAUAUCUUCUGCAGAAUGGCGCCCAGCCCGCCGAUGUCAUCAACUGGUCGUACUGGAUGAACAACCCCGACAUUGAUCCUAGCAACCCCGUCAUCGUGUUCUAUAUCAUCCAGGAGGGUGUGAAGGCUGUCGACUCGAUUUACACCAAGCCUUUCCACGACAUCGGACCGCUCUCUGCUGUGCCACAGUCAGGCACCUACCAGGACCUUGCUGCAUGGACCGGCGUUGCCCUUGACUCCCCUCCAUGCCAAAAGGCCGGCUUCGCUAACCCCCGCUUCCCCAUCUAUCUCCAAUCAUACGACGUUCCCGCUCAGAAGAAGGCAUGGGACGUCUACGCACCUGCCAUUCGUGGAUCCUCUGCCUUCAACAACUCAAUCCUCAUGUUCGAAGGUUACUCCUUCGGCGGUGUCCACGAGAUCCCUAGCAGCUCGAGUGCGUUCGCUUUCCGCAGCGAGAAUAUCCUUGCCGCCCCGCUCAUCAACUACCUGCCCGGCGAUAAAUCAGUUGAGGUCCAGGCGGCUGAUUUGGGUAACCAGCUCCGCAACAUCCUCUUUGAAGCCACUGGCUUCGAGGACAUUCGCGCAUAUGUCAACUAUGCCCACGGAGAUGAGACCCUGCAGCAGUUGUAUGGCAGCAGCCAAGAGCGCCUGCUGGCCUUGAAGCAGAAGUACGACCCAACUGGCAAGUUUAGCUUUUACGCACCGAUCGCAUAG